Molecule: messenger RNA, 1076 nt
Organism: Oncorhynchus gorbuscha (pink salmon)
Lineage: Eukaryota; Metazoa; Chordata; Actinopteri; Salmoniformes; Salmonidae
Product: tektin-3-like
Exons: 5
Coding region: 1-630 (209 amino acids)
Biological process (GO): cilium assembly; cilium movement involved in cell motility
Cellular component (GO): sperm flagellum; microtubule cytoskeleton; nucleus
Source: RefSeq, a predicted model, not a curated record
AUGUGUUACCCUGACCUCAGCCUGGUAGAUACCAGUGUCUCAGUGCCGGUGUCUUGGGUUCAGUAUUCGGAGGACAACAUCGGGAAGUCGGCGUCGGAGAGACGAGCCACGCGGGAGCUAACGGAGCUGGUGGAGGGAACCCUGGUUGCCGCGGCGAGAGACAUGUGGUCUCAGUACAACCGUGUCAACGCUGCCUUCACACUCCGUGUCAACCAGACCACACACGCUAGGAACACGCUACAACAGCACCUGGCCAAGACCCUGCAGGAGAUGCAUCAGACGGAGCGUACCAUCUCAGAUUUGGAGGGGUCCAUCUGGGCGAUGAGAGCCCCCCUCAGAGUGGCUCAGUCUAGGCUGGAGGAACGCACCUAUAGACCUAACAUAGAGCUCUGCAGGGACCAACCACACACCAGGUUGCUGUCUGAGGUGUCUGCUCUCCAGGACACUGUUUUAUCUCUGAGACAGAGGUUGUCUGAAGCCCAGGCCACCCUGCAGCAGCUGGCUGGCUGUAAGAGUGUUUUAGAACAGGAGCUUUACACUAAGGCCCACUCCCUGUUUAUCGACCAGGAGAGAUGUCUAGGACUCCGCAAGACUUACCCCUCCACCCCUAGACUGGUGGGAUACACAUAGACAAGACAUACCCCUCCACCCUAGACUGGUGGGAUACACAUAGACAAGACAUACCCCUCCACCUCUAGACUGGUAGGAUACACAUAGACAAGACAUACCCCUCCACCCCUAGACUGGUGGGAUACACAUAGACAAGACAUACCCCUCCACCUCUAGACUGGUGGGAUACACAUAGACAAGACAUACCCCUCCACCUCUAGACUGGUAGGAUACACAUAGACAAGACAUACCCCUCCACCCCUAGACUGGUGGGAUACACAUAGACAAGACAUACCCCUCCACCCCUAGACUGGUAGGAUACACAUAGACAAGACAUACCCCUCCACCCCUAGACUGGUAGGAUACACAUAGACAAGACAUACCCCUCCACCCUUAGACUGGUGGGAUACACAUAGACAAGACAUAAACAGACACAUAGACAGAGCGAAGGUCCUUUCUCUUUCUUC